Molecule: messenger RNA, 6291 nt
Organism: Chrysoperla carnea
Lineage: Eukaryota; Metazoa; Arthropoda; Insecta; Neuroptera; Chrysopidae
Product: patj homolog
Exons: 7
Coding region: 156-3011 (951 amino acids)
Molecular function (GO): protein binding
Source: RefSeq, a predicted model, not a curated record
AUCUGACAUUCAAUAUAAAUGACAGAAGUAGAAUAUUAUUUAUAAAAAAAAAUUAUUUUAGUGGUAAAAAAGGGAGGAAUUCGAUUUUUUUUUCGUUUUUUAUUUGUUUUUUAAAAAGAGCGUAAGAUUGAGAUACGAUAAAAAUCAGAAUCAGAAUGCAUUUAAACGCUGAUAUAUCCAGUGCAUUACAAUUGUUACACAAUAUCAAACAAGUUGUGGAUGAUUUAGAUGAUCCAAAAUUAUUAACAAACACAUAUCAAGAUAUGGAUCUGUUGAUAUCAACGUUAGAGAAUCCAAUAUUCCGUGGCAUCAUCACUGUGCAAGAUUCGUUGAGUGAAUUAAGUCAAGAGUUAAUACAGCAUCCUUCAAUAUUACCUGUUGACUUUGAUAUUACUACAUCAGGUGAAUUGGUAUUGAAUGUACCGUCAUCAGUGGAUCUAUACGAUCCAUCUCAUUAUCAUGAUCGGAACGGAAGUGCUCGAAGCAGUUGUUUAUUGGACACACAAGGUAGUGGACUCCUUGGAGUAGGAGUAGGAGUGGAUCGAACGUUGGAUCGUAACGAUGAACAACGGGUGCCAUCUGCACAACUAUCACCUGGCAGUCCUCAGCCACCAAUACUUAGCACAUUCACUAGUCACAGUCACAGUCACAAUCACAUGAUACCAUUAUCACCUACAACUGGUGUCACACCAAAUGGUCCUAUUGAUCAUCAAGGUAACAUCAUUUUGGGACGUACGGUAACUACUGGACAGACGGCUUCCACGCUUUCAAACAAUGUGAUUACAGCAACUGAACUUCAGCAUCAGCAUCAGCAUCAGGCACUUAGCUUACAAAAAUCAAGGGGAUUAGUUGAAUUAGUGGUGACAAGAAAUUUGAAUCAAAGUGGUGGAGGCGGUGGUACGAAUCCAAGUGUAGAGGAUGAAGACACAGUACAUCGAUCACCGUCAGCUGUCAGUGACACAUCGAAGGCCAGUUCUGAUUGUUUACUAAAUUCAGAAUGGGCUCAAAUGACGUGCUUGUUUCAGGUUGAAGCAAUAGAAUUAAUAAAUGAUGGAACAGGUCUUGGCUUUGGUAUUAUUGGUGGACGCACUAUGGGUGUCGUUGUUAAAACAAUAUUGCCUGGUGGUGUUGCGGACAGAGAUGGUCGCUUAAAAAGUGGCGAUCAUAUAUUACAAAUUGGUGAUGUGAAUUUACAUGAAAUGGGUUCAGAACAAGUGGCAACUGUUUUACGUCAAUCAGGUACACGUGUAAAAUUAGUUGUGGCACGACCAGCGGAACCACCUCAUCCACAAAUCGUGCCAACACGACUGCUAAACAAUCCGACGGAUAUCGAUCGAUAUUUGAUGCAACAAGGCUACUCAGAAGUGUUCAAUAAAACUUUCCAAUUACCUCAUUAUGAUAAUGCAUCAACUGCUGCUGUUGUCAACUGUUCUGUUGCCACUGCUUCUGUUGUUGUACAAAGAUUACCUGGUUCACCGUCUUCCAAACGAUUAAAUCUAGAUCUUAAUUUACCUGUCAACGAAAUGGAAAAGUUUGUUAUUGAAUUGAAGAAAGAUGCUAACGGUCUUGGUAUUACCAUCGCAGGUUACGUAUGUGAAAAAGAAGAAUUAUCGGGAAUAUUUGUAAAAAGUAUAAGUGCUGGAAGUGCAGCUGAUUUAAGUGGAAAAAUCCAAGUAAAUGAUCGAAUUGUGGCUGUGGACGGACGUUCCUUGCAAGGAUAUACAAACCACGAAGCUGUCGAAGUACUACGCAGUAGUGGCAACACUGUUACCCUUUGCUUAGAACGCUAUUUACGUGGCCCCAAAUACGAACAACUUCAAAUGGCAAUUGCAGCAAAUGAAAUGAAAUUACCAGCAACACCUUCACUGGAGCCACCCACUCCCAGUUUGCAUCGUCCACGUUAUUCGUCCACAUCACUGGAUGAUCCAAACGAUACGGAUGAUCCAAAUCCAAUUUUGGAACAGUUACGACCAAUUGAAGCAAGUAAUCUACAUGUGAUCGCCAAUCAUAAUACAACAAAUGACAAUCAACCGCCUAUACAUCGAUUACAAAUCCAAACCCCUUUAACGUCCACCCAAGAACAAGCGCUUAUCACCAAAUGGAAGAAUAUUGUGGGCGACGAUACAGAAAUUGUUAUUGCUGAGUUACGUAAAUUUGGUGAAUCCGGGGGCUUAGGGAUCAGUCUUGAGGGUACUGUGGAUGUCGAGGAUGGCCGAGAAGUACGUCCACAUCAUUACAUUCGAUCAAUACUUCCAGAAGGUCCUGUAGGACGUGAUGGAACACUGAUGUCUGGAGACGAAUUAUUAGAAGUAAAUGGAUGCCGUUUAUUAGGAAUGAAUCAUAUGGAAGUGGUGAGUAUUUUAAAAGAACUGCCAGUAAACGUCCGAAUGGUAUGCGGACGAUCUCCACGAGCCAAAGCAGUUGCAGGCGUUGCAGGUGUACAAGGUCGUACAAGCAGUCUACAAGAUUUACUUCCAACAACGGAUCGUUUAGUCAAAGCCAAAUCCGAUGGAUCCUUAGCCACAUCAAUUCCAGGAACCGAUGGUUUAUUAAGUAAAAUGCGUUCACGUUCUCUGGAACCUUUAACAGGUCUAGCUAUGUGGAGUUCCGAGCCACAAGUCAUUGAACUAAUUAAAGGUGAACGUGGCCUUGGAUUUUCCAUUCUGGAUUAUCAAGAUCCAAUCGAUCCAAACGAUACGGUGAUUGUAAUUCGUAGCUUAGUUCCAGGUGGAGUUGCUCAAAUUGAUGGUCGUCUUAUACCGGGCGAUCGUUUAUUGUUUGUUAAUGAUACGGUCCUAGAGAAUGCUAGUUUAGAUCAAGCAGUACAAGCGCUUAAAGGUGCUCCACGUGGAGUUGUACGAAUCGGUGUUGCUAAACCAUUACCGGUUCCGGAUACAUUGACGCAAGCGCAACAAAUGUCUACAUCUACACUACCAGCAAAUCAUGUUGUCAAUGUUAAUGAUGUGACAUCUUUGACAUCACCUCUUCCAUUGACAUCAUUGACUCAUUAGUCUGUUAUUAGUUUGUGGAAUGCUGUCUUUGAUUUGAAAUCUUUGUCCAAUCAAAAUUCAAGAUAUUAAAUGCUCUUCACCUACCACACCCCCCCCCCCCCCACUUUAUUUUAGUUUUUUAUAUAUUCUGGUCUGGUCUGGUAUGGUAUCUUGAGAACCAAUCAUCAACUGACCACAAUCACCAACAUUUGUACAUUCAUUUGUUAAAAAGGGAAUGACAAGACAUCUUAGUCCAUUGCUCCCAAAAUAUCUUAGCCCAAAGAUGAAAAUCCAAUUCAUUUCACAAAUAAAUCUAAAGAAUCAGCCAAAAGUUUUAUCAAUGAGUUAGGAAUUAGUCAAGCUUUAUGAAUGAGUUGGGAUUAAAGUAGUUGAUUUUUGGGGAAACUCUGUUUUACUACAUCAAAAAGUACAGUUUUCUAAUUGGAUCUUGAAGUGUAACAUCCUCUCCUAUAAUAAAAAAAAAACUUUUGGAUAGGUCAUUACUUAUUGAUUGGACAAAUAUUGUGAAAAUAGAAUGUUUCCACAAAAUCAAUUUAAUUCAAUCGAAAUAAUCAAUAAUCAGUCAUCUUUAGGUGUUGGAAUUUAAAAAAAUGAAUAUCAUAGAUUUGUUCAAAGGGGACAGAGAACAGAGAACAGAGAACAGAAAACUAUUAAAAUUUAAUUGUACAGGGUGUUUAAAACACUCUAUUAUUGUAGAUACACAAAAAAUGUAAGGCAUGGGUUCAGAUUUUAAGUACAACUUUAAAAAAACAAUUGCAAUAAUAUUUAAAAAAUUUCUUAAUGUGUUCGAACUACAAUCCUAUUUUAUGGCAGCCUUUAUGCACCGAUUUAUGAGAGGCAGAUGCACAAAUAGUUACGUCCAAAUUUAUAGACUUUCGUCGAUAAAUACCAGUUCAGGAAUUUUGAAAUUGAUCCCGUGUCCUGUUAAAUAAGAGCGUCGAAUUAAAUAAGAUUGUUACUAGUUACUGGUCACUGAUCACAGAUCACUAGACCAGUUUUAAAGUUAGGAAUGCAGAAGCUGCUCAAAUAGUAAUAGAUAUUUUGUUUCUUCCACAAAUGGCAAUAAUAGAUAGCUUAGCUUAGUUUAGCUUAGCUUAGUUUAGCUUAGCUUAGCUUAUACCUCAAGGUUUUUUGACCUACACCACAUCACAUCACAAUUGUUCAUUUUUAACGCUUGCUCAAUAGAUUUAAUAUUUUCUGCAUUUCCUAAGAAAAAGCUUAAGCUAACAAAUGAAGUGGGGGGAUACGGAUACAAUUAAAUAUCAACAAGAAUUGACUGGCGAUGGUUUGAGCUCGAAUGGUUUGACCAUAUCGGACUCUGACAUUGGUCUGGGUUAAACCCGAAAACACAUAAAAUCCGAAGUACGUGUUGACAUCAAAUGGGUAUAGGUGAUCGGUUCAAUUCAUACUGAUUGGUCACAUCGUCACGUAACAAUUUUAAUGGUAACUCAUGCAAAUUAAAUUUGAACGUAAAGUUUUUUUUGUAAUAGUUUUUGGAUUUGCUAUUAAUUGACAAACAAAAAUUUACAAAAUUCUUUAACAUUAGGCAGUACAGUGUACAGUGUACAGUGUCUUCUUCAUAUUCUUUGGAAUCGUGAAUCGUGAAUAAAAUCGAUUCCAAAAAAAAAACCUCAUGAAUUACACAUACAUUCCAAAAUAAAACAAAACAAAACAAAAAUACAAAUUUUAAUCACUUUUAUUAAAUCUACGUUUCGAAAUCGGUGUUCCUUAUUCGUAUUUCGUAGAAAAACUUCCAAUAUACGCUUAUCGUGUACUUAACAAAUUUUAUGGUUCGAAUUGAGAUAACUCAUUCAGUGGCGAAUUUAAGCAAUCGAAAAAGGUGCAGUUGCUCCCCCUAGCAUGGUCCUUAUUUCAUCUAUGUGUGUGGUUGUGUGUGUGACAUUUCAAUUUGAUCUUGUCUUGUGAGUGCAAAUUAAAUCAUUAGGGGCUUAUUUGGUGGCUUUGGUAACUAGAACACUAUUCAAAAUAAUUGUUAUUCGAAGAAAAAUAAAAGGCCGGUAGUGUCAAAAGAUCAAAAUCAAUUUUUAGCGUAAAAAAUGAAGCGUUUUAUAGGAAUUGAAUAUUUUUCUUAAAUCCGCCACUGAAAACACUACAAAUUAAAAAAAUGUAUAAAGCAAUAACAACAAUUUUUUAUAAAUUUUUUAAAAUCAUUUUUCAAUAUUUAAAUUAAAUCGAUCGGAUUUUAUUAAAAAAAUCAGGUCACUAAUUUCAAACAAACAAUAGUUGUUAUUCUUAACAACAACACAGGCAGCAAUUCUCAAUUUUUUUUCCAUGGUUUUUGACUCUAGACAUGACUCUUCAUUUUCUGUAUGUUCGGGCUUCUAAAAAGAAGUUUAAAAUGUACAAAUAAAAUUCAUUAAUUCAUUCGCCAAUUUAGAGAGCCAAUCUUUCUUUUUUCAACAAACAAUUUUUGUGAUUCAUCACGAAUUCAAAGAUUCAUCCAAAUUGAUUCAUUUUUCUCAAUUACCGACCCCAAAGUUAUUUUCUGAGUGAAGAAUAAGUUGUCUAAAUAUUAGUAUUUUUCAUUUUCGCGUUCUAUUUUACUAUUCUUAUAAUAAAUAUAAUAAAUAUAAUUUUAUUCAGUAUUGACAACAUUUUCCGAACAUUCUGAAAAUUGUAAGGGAGUUUUCAUUUAAAAUGAUAGAACUUUAAACUUUAAUUAAACAACUUGUGAAUGAAAUUUUUAAUUGAAGGAGUAUUUAAGACACAGCUUCGAUCAAACAAGGGGUUUAUACAUUCGGUUUAAUAUCAUAGAUGGCAUUUUUUGUGCUUACUUUUAAGGGCUUAAAAUGUUUGAAGUUAUACUACUUUAGGCGCCUUAUGAACAAAUGAUGAGAGUGCAUUUUUAUGAUACACCACACGAGCAAAAACUAUGAAGUUAGUUGAUAAAACGAAUUGUCACUCAUAAGAGACAAGGAUGGAUAGAUAAUGGAUGUAUGAAGUGUGAUUUAUGAACACAAUCGAUAAAUAAUAGGUGUUUUAAAAUAUUAUUUAUAAAUUAUUAUAUUUGUUAUGAUAAAUAUUAAAGAAAUAUAAGUUGUAAGGUGCGCGCGUUACAAUACACACAUCCUUUUGUUGUUUUUUAAGUUAUUUAAUUUAAGUUUAAAGUUCAAGAUCAUUUUGAAUCGAAUGGAAUGGAUGGAUAUCUUGGAUGUCAAAUCAAAUGUCUAGUUCGAGUCAGAGUCAGAGUCAGAAUCAACUUAGAAUUUAAUAAAACUUUCACCUAAAAUAAAAUCUUCCUUCCAUAAUUUAGAAUAUA